Messenger RNA from Culex pipiens pallens (northern house mosquito), 6655 nucleotides. RefSeq names its product craniofacial development protein 2-like. Bases 3064 to 3930 code for a protein of 288 amino acids. The transcript is spliced from 2 exons. Lineage: Eukaryota; Metazoa; Arthropoda; Insecta; Diptera; Culicidae. The record is from RefSeq and is a predicted model, not a curated record.
UCUUACGUGUUUCUUAAAGUGUAACAACAAUAAAUAAAAAUAAAUUGUUCGCUCUAAACCCUUAGUCGAAUGCAGCAGGUAGAGCUGGUCAUGAAACUUGAUGUAUAUGUUGCGUCGGCUCAUUUUGUGCACGCCAACACAUCCAGUUUCAAAACUUUUAGCUCGGCAGCUAAUUCCCCCACUGACAUUCGUACAGACCUCUGACGAUGAUUUUGAACGGCUUAUCCAUGACUACAUCAUGGGUAAAGUACUCUACCUCGUUUUCGGUCAAGUAAUCCUUUUUUCUGUUUGAGUAUUAAGACAUUAAAUCCUGAUUACAAGGACUAUUGUAUCGUGUUACCCAUUUUUACUGUUAUUGAGCAUUUCCAGAUCUAUAACACAGUUCCUAUUGAGAGGAAAAGUGCUGUUCCAUCCAGAUGCUGUAAACUCCUUACCUUGUGCCUUGUGCGCUAUAUAUCGCUAGGUGACAAUUUUUUCGAGUCAUUUUUCAAGCUCUUCCCAGCAGCUAUUAUUGGCCGCGCGGGGUCUUGUAAAGACAAUUGUCUUUUUGCGGUGCUACUUUUGCGGUGUUCCCUUUUGCAAUGAUCUGGACAAUGCGACUGGACUGCAGUGCAAUACCGAUCGGCUGGGCAUUAUUCACAUGCGAAGAUACGAGGAAAGUGUUUUGGGAAGAGGCGCAAAGGAAUAUCCAAAGAUCGAUCACAUGCUUGAAGAGCACGUGAAGCAACCGUUUUAUACUCAUGCGGUUGCUGCUACCUCUGAACUUAAAUCUAAGGCUGCCACCAUGAGAAGAACCCAUGACUUUCCGCUUAUGAGGCGAAACCCGUAACCAUUCGGCCAUAGGAGGUUGGCCAAGUAAUCCUUGGCCAGUUGAUAGUGCUGCCUAGAUUGCACCAGCACCUUAAAUCCAUCCUGACACAGACGAAUAUUGUCUUGGACUUUCCCAGACAUAAUGAGUUCAACCUGCCCCGCUCGAAAGUCGAUCGUUGCUGAUGGUUGCCGCACAUAAAAAGGAGGCAGUUUCUCCUUUCGCUGUUUCACUUCAUUCUCCUUUGCUUCCGCUACCUGGUCUUCGUCAGAGAGUCCAGCGUAUUUGUUGUUUUCAAAAGCUGCACCUCGUGCGAUGAAGAGUUCUCCUCCUCCUCAUCCAUCGGUACAGUACCGUCGCUCUUUUUCGUCUUUUUGCUGUUCGAUGUCACUUUCAAAAGCACCUUCCUUUUGGAAAUCCCAGCCUUUUGGCCUUCAGCUGAGGCCUCAACCUUCCUUUUGGAAAUCCCCACUUAUAUGCCUGCUUGAGCCGCAGGUAAGGCAAUAUUGCCGGCGUUUUCCGCCGGGACGCGACGAGUCCAGGGAUCUGACACGCCUGCAGUUUCCUGAAAGACCAGAGCCAGAGGCGCUGUCAAUAUUGUUUACGUGCGGUUUUUGAAAAGGUCGUAUGUUAUUAUUUUUUGUUGCGCCCAGAACUGGGCAUCGGCAUAGCUAGGAGCGGCCGUGGCUGACUGGUUACGGUGUUCACUUUGUAAGCGAAUGGUCCUGGGUUCGAUUCCCACCUGCUCCCAACGAGAAAGUAUAGGAAAUAAUAAUCUUGAAACAUCUAAACAUGAACGAAAAAUCAAAGUCGCUCGAGUCGGGGUUCGAUCCUCCGUCCUUUGGAUUGGUAAGCAAAAAUGCUAACCACUAUGCCAUCACGGCUUGGUGAGCUAUGACUGGAAUUAGAAAUACUGUUACUACUAUAUACGCGCUGGGUCCUUGUCCAUUCGACAAGGGUUCGGAAGUUCUAAAUAACGUUUGAAUCCGAUUGGUGCAAACGUUCUUCAGGGCGGGGCUUGUCGAUAAAAGCUGAGGUACCUCGCGCUCGGCUAGCCAGCGUAGAAAUGUGUCACCAAAGCUCGGCAGAGCUAACACCUUCCAAAUGCCUAUGCGAGUUAUUUGCAAGUAUAGAAUGUUAAAAUCUAAAAAUACAUGGAAACAACUCAAUUUGUAACAAGUGGCCGCGUGGUCCCGUUUGGUUGGUUGCACACACCCACACCCACCCAGAACUGGGCAUCGGCAUACGAGAGGAUAAAGAGCUCGAUUCGGUAGUAAAAUGGUACUGUGUGCGGACGGAGAAGAUAAAUCCCGAAAUUACCGAGAGUACUUUACUCAUGGGUUCAUCUUCAAAAAAAGUUCAUCUAUAAAAAAAAGUACCGGUACCGAGACUCGAACCCAAGACCUUCGGCUUAUUGAACCGUGCCUUUGCCGUAUGGGCCACCAUGGUUCGGUGACUAAGUGGCGGUCAUCUGUCCAUAUAAGCCACUCAAUAGGAUGAACUGUUCCAAUGAACGAAUGAACACGCGAGAGGACCAUUUUCGUGAGGACUAUCCCCUCGUUCUUUAUCUUUGGGUGUAGUUUUUACUAUCUUUUGCAUAUAUUUGCUAGAUAAUUACAAUUAUUACGUACAUUUUUUCACAUUUUACAAUUAUUAGAUCAAUAAAAAAGUCCUACUUGACGAUUCAAGUAAUACAAUACAACACACAUCUUAGCUAAAAUACUGAAUAGCUUCAGAAUAGUUAUAGUUAGUGUACCUGCGCACUAACGCGGUGUUAUGCUCCGGCCGGUCCGUUGAAUUUACUCGCAAAUCCGUUGUUUUCCGGUUCCCGUCAGCAGGUGUUGGAACCUGUAGUGAUAUGAAGUGGUGCAAAACAAAAUCCGCGUCCAGCGAUCGCAAAAUCGCCAAUAUUUCGCGCGAAAAAAUUAGUCGAUAUUGCGAAUUAGAUCUGGCCAAACAAGUGAACAAUAAAGUGAUCCUCAGCAACAAGAAGCUCGUCGUCGUCUUCGGUCCUUCGCAUCGCGGUAGUAUUGUGUGAUCGUAUCGUCGUCGUCGCGAACGGUCCGCGUGUGGUGUGGCUUGGAAGUGUGGAAGAGAUUUCGAAGGCGCACAGUGAGCCGGAGUGAAAUCGUAGUGCGACAAAAUAAAGUUUUCAAUUUAAAAUAAAAUUAAAGUUAAAGCAAGUGAGCGUUGCGCACGUGCGCCAAACACACGAUACACACGAGCUGGGGACAGCUUUUAUCGUGCUGGGCGAAAUGACGAAGCGCGUGAUUGGGUGGUGGCCAGUCAACGACAGAAUGUGCCGGUUGAGAAUCAAGGGCCGAUUCUUCAAUCUAAGCAUUAUAAACGUGCACAGCCCGCACAUGGGUAGCGACGCCGAUGACAAGGACGCUUUCUACGAGCUUCUUGACCGCGAGUACAGGAAGUGUCCAAAACACGACGUCAAGAUUGUCAUCGGCGAUUUAAACGUUCAAGUCGGCCAGGAGGAGGAGUUUAGACCGGUAAUUGGGAGGUUCAGCGCCCACCAGCAGACGAACGAGAACGGCCUACGACUCAUCGAUUUCGCUACCUCCCGAAACAUGGCCAUACGUAGAAUCUUCUUCCAGCACAGCCUCCUCUACAAGUACACCUGGAGAUCACCGAACGACACGGAGACGCAAAUCGACCAUGUUCUCAUCGAUGGUCGGCACUUCUUGGACAUAAUCGACGUCAGAACCUACCGUGGUGCGGACAUCGACUCGGACCACUACCUGAUGGCGGCAAAGCUGCGCCAACGCCUGUCUGAGGUCAACAAGAUCCGGUACCGUCGCCCGCAGCAGUAUAAUCUGGAGCGGCUCAAGGAUCCAGAGGUCGCUACCCAGUACGCGCGGGAACUCGAAGCUGCGUUGCCUGACGAGGGUCAGCUCGCCGAAGCCCCUCUGGAGGCCUGCUGGAGCUAUAUGGAAGCAGCCAUCAACGCAGCGGCAUCGAGCGCCAUCGGGUACGUGGACCGAGUUCGACAGAACGGCUGGUUCGACGAGGAAUGUCAGGCGAUUUGGGACGAGAAGAAAGCAGCGCGGGACAAGUUGCUGCUGCACAACAACCGUGGGAACAAGGAGUCGUACAAACAGUUGCGAAGAUAGCAAACCCAUCUCUUUCGGGACAAGAAGCGCCGCCUGGAAGAGUUGGAGUGCCGAAAAGGACAAGGCCAGCUUCCUGCAGGAACUGCAGCUGUUCCACGGCCGUAAUGCGUAAGAAGGAAGCUUGGGUGUUUUGGGGGGUUUGUGAUUGAUUUUGUUUGUUUUUGUAAGAUGAGAGGUAGGAAUGUGGAUUCGCACCGGUUGUAUUCGGUGGUGGUGGCCCGGGAUUGGAGAUUGAAGGUCAAUUCCCGCGAGGACUGGGACGAGAUCAUCGAGGAGAUGGCGCUGCCGAAGCGUGGCGUGAACAACGAGAUUGCGUUGAAGAAGAUCAUCUUCCGGUUUUUGGACAAGUUUUACUUUCACGGUGAGGAGAAGGAUCCGACGAAGAGGAGGACGACGAAAAGCUACAUAAACGGAGGUGGUCAGCGCAGAUGUUGCACUCGGUACAAGCGGUUUACAACACCGCAACUUCCCGCCCACAAACACUCACCUCGCGACGGUGCAGCUUCAGCCGAAUGAAUCUGGACAGGGAGCCAAAAAAAAUCUGUGUCAUUCCCGAAGUAGGAUUACGUGCUCAAAAUCGAAUUCCGUUCCGAGGGCCUCAUCAACUCCAUGUUCCGGAUGCGCUUCCAGGAUCGGGAACUCCCCGUUCAGGCACUUUACUUUCCAACCGGAAAACGUCGACCACCCUUCCCGAAUCAACGUCCAACUCCUCCAAGACUAUCCUGAUUGAGGCCGGAAACGUGACCAUCGUGUUACACUGCUGUCGCGCGUCGAAACCUUCAUCCGGAACCGUCCUGGGGUAUUCGGAAGUGACCGGUGGCGUACCGUAUGAAUCGGUACAGUUUGGACUCGGAUAUUGGCCUAACUUGAGCAGAAGCUAGUGGAGAAGCCUUAAAUACAAUAAAAAAGGUGCAGGUGGUUAUGUUACACAUGACCAGUAUGACAAAGAACUUAGCAGAAAAGCUUAUAAAUUAAGCAAUUUUGUUGAAUUAUGCGUCAGAUAAAAUCAAAACAUUAUUGGAUUUAUAAUUUCGUUUAAUUUCUCUUUAAGCUCCGUAUUAAAAAACCAUGAUAUCUCUAUAAUUCGAUGUUUGUCCCCCAAUCGGAACAAUCGUGAGGUAGCGGCCUCUCCAGAUUGUUGCCACCUUUUUCGAAAUAGCCAGUAUUGUAAACCAUGAGUUGUGAUACCCAUAUUGCCAAAACUCGUUGGUUCAAUAGAUGUCUUCCCGGGAAAACUUUCCUUUAGGGCACCGGCCACUGCAGCUUUUGGCCAACUUUUUCUAAAUUGCCAUUUUCAUUACCAAUAUCAAAAACCAUGCAAUUUGAUACCAAUAUUGCCCAAAAUCGUUUAGUUCGUUAAAUGUCCACCCGGGACAACCUCCCUGAGGGCACCGAUCACUCCAGGUUGUAGCCAAUACUGUCAAAUUGGCCAUUUUCAUCACCAGUAUCAAAAUCCAAGAAGUUUGAUACCCAUGUUGUCCAGUCUAGUAUGGCCUUCCAUCGGAACACCCCUGAGGAAUCUGGCCACUCCGGGUCUUGUGGCCAGAAUAUUCCGGUGGCUCUUAAUUAUUCUGGCUGGCCUUCCUCCGCUUGGUCUGCUCCUAGCUCCGGGCUAGCUGCUUUUCGGCCAACUGCUUCUGGGCCUCCAGGCCAUCUGCUUCCAGGUCCAGGUUGUUGUUUACUCCUCGGCGUCCAACGAUAGAAUGAUUUCCCAGGGUUGACCGAGCGGGGUUAUAUUGGCUUAGAAUGGUGACGGAUGCCCCGCCCCUUUGCGCCGGUUAUCCCAUUCCUACGUCAUUCGCUUUUUGAUGCACUGAUGGGGAUGGGAAGUCGUGAAGGCAGCAUUUUUGCCAACGAUUUUCAUUCCAUCGUCAUCGUUCGAACCGACAACAUCGUAGCAGCAGCGGAAAAAAAUAAACGACUGGAGGAAAUCAAGAGCGAGCUCCGAGAAGAAGAAACACGCCAGCGUGUGCGUGAAAUUUAACAAAAUUGCGCUUUUCAGCGCCAACGAAAAAUUCACGAAAGAGUUAUUGUUUCAAAUGAUUCAUGCACUGCUUUUUGUGCAUUUUUAAAGCUUUUGACGCUUGGCGUUUAAUUUAAUUUAAAUCUUCCCCCAAAAUUUUCAUUAAAAAAAAGUUACAAAUAUUAACUAUUUUCGCUUGCAAGUGUCAAACGUCAAACGAUCGCAGAUGGCCUUGAACAAGCAUGCGCGUGCUUUGACCCACGCAAAAAAUCUUUCCGCUCUCUGAUUGGCUGUUUUGUUUUGCCGUGGAGUCGUGAAGGCAGCAUUUUUGCCAACGAUUUUCAUUCCAUCGUCAUCGUUCGAACCGACAACAUCGUAGCAGCAGCAGCAGCAGCAGCGGCAAAAAAAUCAACGACUGGAGGAAAUCAAGAGCGAGCUCCGAGAAGAAGAAACACGCCAGCGUGUGCGUGAAAUUGCUGCCAAAACGACGUCGAAGGAUAAAAACAAGGCCUACUUGGAUGGACGCUCGAGAAGAUGGCCACAAUAAUCAACUUCUGCUGCAAUUAGAGGGUGACGAACACGUCUCGUGCCCGUAGAGGACGACGGGUCUUAUCAGCGUUUCGUACAUGGUGCACUUUGUACGCCGGGGAAGAUGACCAGACCGUAGGGUCUUGUGGAGUCCAUAGUAGGCACGACUACCGGUGAUGAUGCGCCUCCGAAUUACUCUGCUGCAGUUGUUGUCCAACGUUACCAACGAUCCGA